AUGAGUGACUCUAUGACAACAAUUAUUCCUGCCUCUACUCAUGUAGGCAAGCCUGGUGCCUUGAAUUUCUCCAAUAAAUAUGUCAAACUAAAUGUUGGCAAUUUUUUAUAUUUAACAAGUUUUGAUACUUUAACAAAACAAGACAACAUGUUCAGAGCUAUGUUUAGUGGUCGUAAUGAAGUUGUACAAGAUGGUGAAGGAUGGGUGUUGAUUGACAGAGAUGGUAAACAUUUUGGUCUAUUAUUGAAUUUCCUCCGUGAUGGAACGAUCAUAUUACCAGAAUGCCCACAAACAUUAAAUGAAUUAAUGAAUGAAGCAAAAUUUUAUUGUAUGCAACAGUUACAAGAUUUAAUUGAACAACAAAUGCAAAAUUGUUGUAAAAAAUCUGCUGAUACAGAUGCAAUAAACGCUUGUUGUAAAGUAAUUAUGUUGACAUCAGCAAAAGAAUUACCAAAUUUGAUUAAUACAAUUCGAAAACCGAUUGUCAAAUUAAUGGUUAAUAGGCACAAUAACAAAUAUUCAUACACAAGUAUACGUUUACACAAUAGAAUAAUAUUUGUCAAAGAUGUGACCGGAAGUGAGGAAAUAUGUUGUUGGAGUUUUUAUGGUAAUGGACAAAAAGUGGCAGAAGUUUGUUGUACAUCAAUUGUUUAUGCAACAGAACGAAAACAAAAUAAAGUCGAGUUUUUUGAAGCCAGAAUUUAUGAAGAAACGCUAAAUAUAUUAUUAUAUGAAAAUCGGAAUAUAUCAGAGGAUCAAAUACGAGCAACAUCUCCACGACAUACUACAGCUCCUUCGACAGAGGAUGAUUUAGAUGAUAAUCGAUUAAGAAAACGAUGA
Molecule: messenger RNA, 840 nt
Organism: Didymodactylos carnosus
Lineage: Eukaryota; Metazoa; Rotifera; Eurotatoria; Philodinida; Philodinidae
Source: the annotation of a GenBank genome assembly